Messenger RNA from Ceutorhynchus assimilis (cabbage seed weevil), 2027 nucleotides. NCBI's taxonomy places the organism in Eukaryota, Metazoa, Arthropoda, Insecta, Coleoptera, Curculionidae. The record is from the annotation of a GenBank genome assembly.
GCACGACCCAUAUAACACAAUUAAAUCCAUAUAGUGAUGAUUUUCUUUGUUUGAAACACCUUUUUCUGUAUCGUAAUUAUGCGCAAAUUUUUUCGGGUUUAUCAUUUGUGUCGUGGGAUAUAGUGGGUUCCUAAAUGACGGCCGAGUUAAUGGACUUGGAUGACAUCCUACCGCAAAUUGGCGAGUUCGGCAAAUACCAAAAACUGAUGCUGUGGCUGAUCUGCCUACCGGCCUGCUUUCCUUGCGGUUUCGGCGCUUUCAACCAGCUCUUCAUGACCGACGUACCGGAUUAUUGGUGCCGAGUACCAGAACUAAACAAUUUAACAGUAGAAGAACGAAAAAACUGGUCGAUACCGAAAAUAAACAACACAUUUGUUCAAUGUCAACGGUACGCGAUUAAUUAUACGGAAUUGUUGAGGGAAAUUGAUAAUGGGUAUCAGAGAGAUUCGAAUAAAACUGUGUGGCCCAUUGAGAGUUGCAAAGAUGGUUAUGAAUAUGAUACCAGCGUGAUUUAUUCUAGUAUAGUCAUCGAUUACGAUCUUGUAUGCGAAAAAGACAUUUACCCAACAUACGGCCUGGUAGCGCUCAACAUCGGAGGCCCAUUCGGAGUCUAUUUUUUCGGAUAUCUAAACGACAGGAUCGGCAGGAAAAAGACCUUCUUUAUUUGCCUCACUACACUGAUCGUUGGUGGCAUAAUGACGGCCUUGUCCCCGGAUUUUUGGUGGUGGGCCGGUAGCAGACUCAUUGUAGGCCUCACUAUACCUGCCAUUUACCAAAUCCCUUUCAUAAUAUCUCUAGAAUUGGUUGGUCCAAAUUAUAGAUCAUUUAUUACAGUAUUAACGUGCCUGUUCUACACUGUAGGCCUCAUAAUGCUGGCAGGCAUUACUUACAUGGUACGCAACUGGGUGUACUUGUCCUUGGUAACAUCAGUACCGUUUAUACUGUACUACUUUUAUUGGUUCGUGUUGCCAGAAAGCCCCAGAUGGCUUUUAGCGAAAGGCAAAUUCGAGGAGGCCUCGACUAUUCUAGAAUCUUUGGCUAAAACCAACAACAAGGAAAUUCCGGCCAGCUUUAAGCAGCAGCUGAAACAAAAAAUGACUAAUAAAAGGACCACGAGCGAGGAGGAGGCUCUGAAUAAGAAUUUGGGGUUGUUUGACUUGUGUGGGACGCCCAACAUGAGGCUCAAGACUAUUCUGAUUACACUUAAUUGGUUUGCUAAUAAUAUGGUUUACGUUGGCCUAAGUUACUACGGUCCAUCACUAGGCAGCAAUCAGUACCUCAGCUUCUUGCUGUCGUCAGCAGUCGAAAUACCCAGCUACGUAGCCUCCUGGCUGCUCAUUGACAAAUGGGGCAGACGUUGGCCCCUUUGCUUGUGCAUGAUGCUGAGCGGAUGUUGCUGUAUAACUACAGUAUUAAUUCCAAGCGAGAACGAAGUAGCAACUCUGGUGCUAUUUUUAUUGUCCAAAUCCACAAUUUCGGCCUCGUUUUUUAUUAUUUAUCCGUUUGCUGGUGAACUAUAUCCUACAGCUAUAAGAGGAUUGGGGAUUGGAGUAUCAGCUUAUAUUGCUGGUGUUGGAUUGAUUAUAAUACCUUUUGUAACUUAUUUGGGUUCUGAUGUUUUAGUUUUACCCAUAAUCAUUAUGGGGAUAAUAUCAUUUUUUGGUGGUUUGUGCGGGUUGAGGCUACCAGAAACCCUUAACCAUCGAUUACCACAAACUUUGGAAGAAGGCGAAGAGUUUGGUAAAUAUUUUAGCUGGGACGAUUGUUUUAAAUGCGUACCUGCUCAGCCAUCUCCAUCUGUUGCUGGUUCUUACGAAGAUUUGGAAAUGAGUUCAGUGGAAAAACCGACUGAAGCGACUCCGUUGGAGUCGCCUCUUGAGCCAAGGCGAAGAAUUUCGAUGAAAAAAUUGGUGAGGCAACAGAGCGUUUUGGAUACUCAGAAAAAUGCCGAUGGAACGAUGAACAUGAUUUAUUUAUAUUAGUUAGGAUGAUUAAUGCAAAUAAUAAUAGAUUGUGUUGUUUUGGAG